Messenger RNA from Coprinopsis cinerea okayama7#130, 1758 nucleotides. RefSeq lists its product as hypothetical. The coding region runs from base 1 to 1758 and encodes 585 amino acids. The record is from RefSeq and is a predicted model, not a curated record. The transcript is spliced from 2 exons. Lineage: Eukaryota; Fungi; Basidiomycota; Agaricomycetes; Agaricales; Psathyrellaceae. Gene Ontology annotation, molecular function: protein binding.
AUGGCCCAUGUACUGUCGCAGAGCCAUGUGGACCUCCAGAUUACAGUCCUAAAGGAACGUCGCGAGGCGUUGGCAAAGGAACUGGCUGCUUUAGAUGCCAACAUUUGCUCUCUGUCAACGCAAAGAAACGACCUCACCCCUAUCUCUCGUCUUCCCAACGAGAUGUUGCAGCGCAUUUUCGCCUUCGUCAGGGCCAGCACCAAACUCAAAAUGUACCGGCGGAUUAUACGGAUCACCCACGUCUGCCGUCGCUGGAGGCACGUCGCAGUGAGCCAGUCGGAACUUUGGUCAUACAUCACCGACAGACCGGCUCCACUCGUCCCCGUUCUCUUCGAAAGGGCUAAAUCCGUGCCCUUGACAGUUGACCUUUGCCGGGAACCCGUGUUUGACGAGGAUGAAGAGAGACUCCAGAAGACUCUAUCUCAGAUGGAUACGGCUUGCAUCCUUAGAAUUCGAGGUUUGACAAGAACCCUGGAAUCCCGAGCUGACCGGCUCCCACCCACCGCACCCCUCCUCCACACGCUCCAUUUCGAAAAUUUCGAUGAACGCGAAGUUGACUUAUUCUUCACAGAGGGAGGAAGAGAAUUCAACUAUCCCAACCUCCGGAUGCUCAUAUUCAAAGGCUGUUAUGUCCCGUGCGAUUGGCAAGCGCUGAAGGAAUUAACGACCUUCCAUUCGACCCAAGGCAAAUACGUUGAUGGUGAUGGAUGGGAGUCAGAACAGCUCCUCGGAACACUCGAAACCAUGUCAAAGCUGAAGUAUUUGAAGCUCGAUGCGCUCGAUAGACGUUCCUCGUCGUCGACCCGCCGUGUGAUCGCCCUUCCCCACCUCAAGCGCCUGCAGCUUUCAGGUUCAAGUAGCCCAAUCCGCCAUUUCCUCGCUCACAUUGCUAUUCCCGAAAACGCAUAUGUACACAUAGCAACUUCCGAUUUUCGCCAUUCUGAUUCGCCGGGUGGUACUACGUCCGUGCUGCCUCAAAGGCUAAUGCAUAACUACGGGAGUUCUCCGCCAACAUCGACAUCAAUACACGGCCAAGCGUCAGUUUGCACCCAUGCAAUACCUCUUCACAGCCUCGAACUUUCUUCUUCGCAACAUUACUUUCACUCAGGCGAUGUGUUUUGUUACGCGUGGCCAGAGCCUGUUGAAUUUCCCGUUCCAGAGCACAAGAGAUGGCUAGUAUACGAGCUCUCCGACAGCGUAGACAGCCUCAACUCGCCUCCAUCCUUCCUUGACAUCCUUUUUCUCAACAACAUCCGACAUCUAUCGAUAAGGGACUGGUUUGACGCAAUAUUCCCCCUUCGCAAGAUCGUUGAGGCUCUUUCCACCGUCGAGGAGCUAUACCUACGCGAGCCUGUCUCCGUGCUCAUGUUGGCCCAAUUACACGACGACAUUUCCAGGCCUGAAAGCACUGAUGGCAACGCCACCAUGCCUGAAGCGCCCUGUUGUUUCCCCAGACUGAAGAAACUCACCUUUGAAAAGGCCGUCUUUGAAUGCGGCUCUGAACAGUCGUCAACACACAACUUCGACCGCCUCCAGUUCAGCCAUAUAAAGGAAGUGCUCAAAGUGCGAGAGGAACGGGGCUACGGGAUCCACACGGUUGAAUUUAACGAGUGUUGGGGUCUGUCGUCGGCGCAACUUGACGAGUUGGCGAGCUUUGUCGGGGACGGGCUUAUAAGUCCGGACGAGGAGCGGGAUCCCAGUGAGAUGAACGCCUCAGAGAAAAUGAUUCUUGUAUCUGUACAUAUCGUGUGGCUAUAA